This is a messenger RNA of Ananas comosus (pineapple), 545 nucleotides long. RefSeq lists its product as uncharacterized. The coding region runs from base 58 to 393 and encodes 111 amino acids. The transcript has 3 exons. The record is from RefSeq and is a predicted model, not a curated record. NCBI's taxonomy places the organism in Eukaryota, Viridiplantae, Streptophyta, Magnoliopsida, Poales, Bromeliaceae.
UGUGUAAGUAAAAGAGGGAAGAGAGAGAGACGACUGAGAGAGAGCGUCAGCAGGGGAAUGGCAAAAGAGAAACUCUUCUGCUUUCUGGCCUUCGCCAUUACCAUCCUUGCUAUCUUCAGUCCGGCAUGGUCCGUAGACCCUUGCGAGGCCGAUAUAGUGCAUUUGAUACAAUAUUGCUAUGAGUUUGUACAAAUCAAGGGUCCAAAGAUACCACCGUCUAUCACGUGUUGUUUAGUCGUAAGGAGUACCGACAUGCCGUGCACGUGCAAGCAUGUAAAUAAGGAAGUUGAGAAGAUCAUUAGCAUGGAGAAAGUCUCCUACGUCGCGGAACGCUGCGACCGCCCUUUGGCUCAUGGAAGCAAAUGCGGAAGUUACACAGUUCCAUCGGCAUGAAGAGAAGGAGAAAGAGUUGGGAGGAGAAUAAUUAAAACAGGGAAGUAUAAGAUGUGCUGUUCAAAAUUUUUCAGUAUACAACUCUAGUUGGUUGAUUUGAAUGGAUGACAUACAAGCAGAUAUACAUAUAUGAAUAAAAAACUGGAUUUUUA